UCUAGACACACGCCACUCUCCUCUGCGCAGCGGUCCGUUAAAGUCGCACUGGUUAGGUGCUCUAGCCAGAUAUUUCUUGCGAUGCAUUUCUUUGUCGUGCUCUCCAUGGUCGUGGCCAUGGCCCAGGCAAGCAACGCACCUACCCCUGCUGAGAAGAACAGUUGUUCAGGCCUUAAGGACGAUCGCUCCCUUCUGUCUAGUCUACUAACGGCCACAGGCUACAGUGAUACUUGCGUGACCGCUGCCCUGGACUUGUGUAGCACUGCAAAAGAGGACAGCCACAACACUUCCCACAUGGAGGAGGCAAAGGAAGUGGUGCAGCAGGUCAGUGUUGCUGUAAACAAAUGGGGUUGUCGGCCACGUGACUGCAAGGACUUACUGAACUCUGGGGACAGCGGGAGCGGCUUACGCCACAUAUUCCCUUACCCUGGGCAACCUUUACACCGCGUCACCGUGUUUUGUGACCACACCGUCGACGGCGGGGGAUGGACCGUCUUCCAGCGGCGCACCAGUGAUGCCGUCCGCGAAGAUUUCUACCGCAAUUGGAUAGAGUAUAAGUUGGGCUUCGGUGACCUGGAGGGUGAAUUCUGGAUGGGCCUUGACCUUCUGUACCAGCUAACCAACUCAAACCUGCAGCAGCUACGAAUUGACCUGCACGAUUACGAGGGAGAACAUCGGUGGGCUAAGUACGGAUUCUUCCACGUGGGCGCUCCGGAGACCAAGUUCCGCCUCACUGUUGCAGGUUACAGCGGGGACGCGGGAGACAGCCUCGCAUACCACAACUUCCAGCUGUUCUCCACUCAUGACGCUGACAACGACAAUUUCAGUGGCAGCUGUGCCGAAGGUUGCAAGGGAGCUUAUUGGUAUGAUAAUUGUGCUGAUUCCAACCUCAACGGCUACCAGUACGCUGGCAAUAACACCCCUCGCUUACAAGGCAUCGUCUGGGGUUCCUGGAAAGGUGUUCAUUACUCCCUAAAGGCAACAACAAUGAUGAUUCGCUCAACCUACUGAUCCAAAUGGUGCAACACGGCACGGCACACUGGGAAGCUUCCACACGGACACGCAACACUGCACAAGACCACCAUGGAAACCACUACCACUCUACAAGUAACCUACGUAUCUGACACUAUUCAUUAAUAUUCAGUCAGUGUUGAUAACAAACAUGUGACGUCAACUGGUGAAUAACUCGAGUAACGUUUGCACACCUUGGUCUAUUUCCCUCAUGUUUGCCCUGUCCCCCUGUAAGAUCCACACCAACCUCUAAGACCUAAGUGAUAAGACUGCCUCUUGCCUCAUGUCUUGUUCACAAUCCUGUACACGUAGCUUUAUGUAUUGUCAAGAAAAGGACUCUCUCUCUCUCUCUCUCUCUCUCUCUCUCUCUCUCUCUCUCUCUCUCUCUCUCUCUCUCCUUCACUGUGCAGCAGUGCAUCAUGCUUCUUGCUAACAAAUGUCAUUAACAACAAAACAAGCCGAUAAUAAAUUCAUCAUUGCCUCGAGCAGUCCUUCAUUACUCCAACAACUGACCAAGUGUUCCACUUCACACCAAGAGAGACGCAAACACGCGACAAACGCAGGUGGAAAACGCUACCAAACACUGCUGACUACUGUGUUGAAGGGUGAGAAGCCACGCCCUCAACGGCCCGCCGCGGCCACACAACACCCGCGAAAACAAAGCCUCAUGCCUACUAUUACUACUACUACUACUACUACUACUACUACUACUUUUUCUACUACAUGCUUAAGUCCCACUGAUGACACCUGGCUAACGCACACUACUAAUCUAGGAGGACUAUACAUUCAUGUCCUCGUCAAAACCUGCCACACACGUUCUCUUUAAUCUGUAACUUUUUAGCACUUUAUUUGUCUUUUCUUUUGUCAUAUUUCUGUGGUUUAUGAAGAAAAAUUGUCCUUUUCACUGCCAAAGAAAUGUUCCUUUAACAAGUA
Molecule: messenger RNA, 1944 nt
Organism: Portunus trituberculatus (swimming crab)
Lineage: Eukaryota; Metazoa; Arthropoda; Malacostraca; Decapoda; Portunidae
Product: microfibril-associated glycoprotein 4-like
Exons: 4
Coding region: 82-1011 (309 amino acids)
Source: RefSeq, a predicted model, not a curated record